This is a messenger RNA of Manihot esculenta (cassava), 2374 nucleotides long. RefSeq lists its product as uncharacterized. Lineage: Eukaryota; Viridiplantae; Streptophyta; Magnoliopsida; Malpighiales; Euphorbiaceae. The coding region runs from base 819 to 1946 and encodes 375 amino acids. The transcript is spliced from 2 exons. The record is from RefSeq and is a predicted model, not a curated record. Gene Ontology annotation, molecular function: zinc ion binding.
UCAGCCUACAAGAAAUCUAAGAAUACUAAAUUGUAGUAAAAUUGUAAAAGAGUCAAAACUUAACACACCAACUUCUUCCACCACCUGCACCAGACUACCACACCAUUGCUGUCUCAAGUUCUGUUCUUGUCUGUCCUUUAUUAUUAUUAUUAUCCAUUCACAAGACGCCAUUUUUUUUUUUCUGUAAGAAGGCAGCCAUAAUUAUUGGAUCAGCGUUUACUCUUGCACAUUCACACGCAAUAAAAUAUUUAUGCAAAUUACUACUACUGUACAAAUCCUACUAAUUAUGGCUAACUGAUUGUAAUUAUUUCAUUCUCAGUACCCACUCCACCUCUUCAUCCUCCUUGUUUUUAUCCACCUAAAUGCUUUCUCUCUUCCAUUACCUGUUACCUGUGGCUAUGAAUAGCAAACAACUCCAUUAAGACCGAUUGAUCUCUCUCUGUUUCCUCUUCUGUUAUAUGUCCAAUUUUGAAAGUUUACUUUAGAACUAGGGAGGCUUUUGGGUGGAGUUGAAGUUAUCCAAAAGGAGUAGGAAUCAUCUGGGUUUUUAUUUUUCUCUUCAAAGCAAUCUCUUUUAUCGCUUAAUUAUCAGUUUUUAGCAUUGUUUGAUAGAUGUUUGUUCAUUUGUUUUGAAUACUUUUGGCUUUAUGAGCAUUAAGUGUAAUAGUUUGUUAGGAGAUUUUUGGGGUGAUGGGAUUUGUUUUAUUAAUGGCCUUUUGCUCCAAGAGAUGAAGAUGAUGUUGGGUUUCGAUUGAAGCUGGCUACUAUUUGCAUAGAAAUUCUUUCUGGAGGUUUUGGAGAUUGUAUUGAGAAGGAUUAUGGAUCAAGAUACCCAUGAGAAUAAAGCAAUUGUUAGAAGUUUGGGUCACCUUAAUCGAGGAACAAGUGGAAACUCAAGUGGAGAUUCGAGCAAUUCGGAUAAUGGGGUUGUGUUGGAGAAUCAAGUUGUUCUAAAUCCAGGAGACACAGUGAAUGGUAGGGAAGAAAGUCGGGAUUUUCACGUGAAUAUAAAUGGGCUGGAGUUAGCUAAGAGAAUGGGCGAUAAGGAUGCAGGCAAUGGGAAAGGAAUUGGUGAGUCAUUAGAUGAAGGAACCAGCGAGAACUCAAAUAAUUUAGUUAAUGAGGUUGUCCUUGAGAGAAUGAUUGUGAUAAAUUCAGGAGAGAUUGUGAGUAUUAGCAGAGAAAACAACGAUUUACCAGUAAAAAUUGAUGAAUUGGGUUUAAAUGGUAGAGCAAUUCAGGUAGGAGAUCAGGAAGCAUGUAUCAGACGAGAAAAAGGUGAGGCGUUGGAUAGAGUUGAGCAAGAGAGUCAUCAGAAUUCCAGUAUUUCAGUUAAUGGGGUAGUGCUUGAGACAGUGAUAAUAGUAAAUUCAGAAGACAAUGCAGCUAAUAGAGGAGGAAAUGAGCAAUUGGAAGUCAAAGGCAGUGAGUUGGGGCCAAGUAAGGUAAUGGUGGGUAACUCAAAGACAAAGAUAUCCAAAGGGGAGAAACAAUCUUGUGUGAUUGAUAUGAAAUGUGGCGUUGGAGGCGGCAGCGGCGGAGGUGUUAAGGAUUGGGAUGGAGAAAUGGUUUGUCGGAUUUGUCACCUGAGUUCUGAGGGGUUGGCAGAAACUACUGCAACCACAUCUUCCAUGGAUCUAAUUCAGCUUGGUUGUGGGUGCAAAGAUGACCUCGGCAUUGCUCAUGUUUAUUGUGCUGAGGCCUGGUUUAAGCUGAAAGGAAACAGAGUGUGUGAAAUUUGCGGGGAGACAGCAAAGAAUAUCACAGGUGUUGGGGACAACAGAUUUAUGGAACAAUGGAAUCAAAGGAGAUCUAUUGGUAGCAGUAGUACUUCAUCGGAGAGAGGUGGAGGAUGUUGGCGGGGACAGCCCUUUUGUAACUUCCUGAUGGCAUGCCUAGUAAUAGCUUUCGUACUCCCAUGGUUUUUCCGGGUAAACAUGUUUUAACUAGGAUCACAAACAGAGCUUAAAGUUCUUCUCUUGCGUCACGCGUGCUUGUCUAGACCUUGCACCAUGUGAUUUGGUUAAUGUUGGUUGUGCUCUACAAUGCCCUGCCAAGACAUUUGGUGUGAUUUCAAGUAGUUAAAGUUGCAACCUCAACAACAGAGUUCCAUAAAUUGAAGGGCAUUACUGCUUUGCUUUCUGAUUGUAUAGUUGCUCUCACCUUGUAUGGAGGCUUGAGGCAGCAGUCUUAACAUUGAGGGGGAAUUUCUGUUUUCUUUCAUUUCUUUUUUCUGUUUGGUUCUGUCUAAAUGAUAGGAAAAAUAUUAUUUGGAGAGUCCCCACCAUACACACACAUCACCAAAUUGGCUGAUAUACAAGUAUAUACACAUUUUGCAUACAAUUAUUUAUAAUGAAAGAUUCGUUUGCUUGCU